AUGGACUUGGAAAUCAUCCAUGACAUAUCCUCAGACGGUCCGGCAAAGAGCUUUGCAUAUCGGAGGCUACAAUAUCUGGAAGGAAGGUAUAAUCUGUAUUCUUUGCUGAAUGAGUACGAAGAGGUCGCUGAAACCAAGAAAGUACCCCAUCGGGACUUCUACAAUGUCCGAAAAGUUGACACUCACGUCCAUCAUUCGGCAUGUAUGAAUCAGAAACAUCUUUUGCGCUUUAUCAAGAGUAAGAUGAAGAAAUGUCCGGAAGAGGUUGUGCUGUUCAGAGAUGGGAAGACACUCACCCUAAGGGAGGUCUUCGAAAGCAUCAACUUGACUGCCUAUGAUCUGAGCAUUGAUACCUUAUAA
Molecule: messenger RNA, 360 nt
Organism: Endocarpon pusillum Z07020
Lineage: Eukaryota; Fungi; Ascomycota; Eurotiomycetes; Verrucariales; Verrucariaceae
Exons: 1
Coding region: 1-360 (119 amino acids)
Biological process (GO): AMP metabolic process; IMP salvage
Cellular component (GO): cytosol
Molecular function (GO): AMP deaminase activity
Source: RefSeq, a predicted model, not a curated record